Messenger RNA from Tarenaya hassleriana, 2161 nucleotides. RefSeq names its product nucleobase-ascorbate transporter 6-like. Gene Ontology annotation, cellular component: plasmodesma; membrane. NCBI's taxonomy places the organism in Eukaryota, Viridiplantae, Streptophyta, Magnoliopsida, Brassicales, Cleomaceae. Bases 358 to 1956 code for a protein of 532 amino acids. The transcript is spliced from 15 exons. Gene Ontology annotation, molecular function: transmembrane transporter activity. The record is from RefSeq and is a predicted model, not a curated record. Gene Ontology annotation, biological process: transmembrane transport.
GAUCUUUCAGACACGAAUGGUCAUAUGAUGUGAUGAUUUCCUUCACGAAAUCGAUGAUCACGAAGAAAAAAGAUACAAAAUUGAAGGCUCCCGCAUAUUGUCCCAAUCCCUGAUUCAUAAAUUUGACCUUUUUAAUCUUCUGCUUUACCUCGAGUGUUGCACAUAAUAAAGCUACUUUUUUGGCCUUUAAUUUACUCAGAAAUCUCUCUCUCUCUCUCUGUGGGUUUACCCUUGUGUGCCCAAAACUGUCUCUGCCGCUGUUCUUCUUCUUCUUCCGCAGUUGCAAGCUGAUUGUUUCAGAUUUUGCUCGUGUUCAUCGUUGGCUUCUUCUUGGCUGUUUUCUAGAGAGAGAAAACCAUGGCGGGAGGUGGAGCUCCAGCACCCAAAGCCGACGAACCUCAGCCGCACCCUCCAAAGGAUCAGCUCCCCAACAUUUCGUAUUGCAUCACCAGUCCUCCUCCAUGGCCUGAAGCUAUCCUCCUCGGUUUUCAACACUACCUCGUGAUGCUUGGCACGACGGUCCUCAUACCUACUGCCCUUGUUCCCCAGAUGGGAGGUGGAAAUGAAGAGAAGGCAAAGGUGGUCCAGACUAUACUCUUUGUCUCUGGGAUCAACACUUUGCUCCAAUCACUGUUCGGGACAAGAUUACCAGCUGUAAUCGGAGCAUCCUACACAUUUGUCCCAACCACCAUAUCGAUUAUCCUCUCGAGUCGAUUCAGUGAUACCUCAAACCCCGUAGAUCGAUUUGAAAGGAUAAUGCGAGCAACCCAAGGCGCCUUGAUUGUUGCUUCAACGCUACAGAUGAUUCUCGGUUUUAGUGGCCUUUGGCGUAAUGUUGUCAGGUUCUUAAGUCCUCUCUCGGCUGCUCCAUUGGUGGGUUUAGUAGGUUUCGGGCUAUACGAGUUCGGUUUCCCCGGGGUUGCAAAGUGCAUUGAGAUUGGGCUGCCCGAGCUUCUAAUUCUAGUAUUUGUUUCACAGUACCUGCCUCAUGUCAUAAAAUCAGGGAAAAAUGUGUUUGAUCGGUUUGCCGUGAUAUUUUCCGUGGUGAUCGUGUGGAUCUACGCCCACCUUCUCACGGUUGGCGGGGCCUACAAUGAUGCUGCCCCAAAGACACAAGCAAGCUGCCGAACUGAUCGUUCUGGCCUCAUAGGUUCUGCACCUUGGAUACGAGUUCCGUGGCCUUUCCAAUGGGGUGCCCCCUCCUUUGACGCAGGAGAAGCUUUUGCCAUGAUGAUGGCUUCUUUUGUUGCACUUGUGGAGUCCACUGGUGCUUUUAUCUCUGUUUCGAGAUACGCAAGUGCCACGAUGUUGCCACCUUCUAUUCUCAGCCGAGGUGUUGGCUGGCAGGGAGUUGCAAUUCUGAUAUCAGGGUUGUUUGGUACAGGUGCUGGUGCCUCCGUUUCUGUAGAGAACGCCGGUCUUUUGGCCCUGACGCGAGUUGGUAGUCGGAGGGUUGUCCAGAUAGCUGCUGGUUUCAUGAUUUUCUUCUCUAUUCUUGGAAAAUUCGGAGCUGUGUUUGCUUCAAUUCCUGGACCCAUCAUUGCUGCUCUGUACUGUCUCUUCUUCGCCUACGUAGGAGCUGGAGGUGUGAGUUUUCUUCAGUUCUGCAACCUUAACAGCUUCAGGACGAAGUUCAUCUUGGGUUUCUCCAUCUUCCUUGGUUUGUCUAUUCCGCAGUACUUCAAUGAGUACACUGCUAUCAACGGUUAUGGUCCCGUCCAUACAGGAGCUCGAUGGUUCAAUGACAUGGUGAACGUGCCGUUCUCGUCGGAGCCCUUUGUGGCGGGAUGCGUGGCGUUUUUCUUGGACAACACAUUGCACAAGAAAGACGGGUCGAUCAGGAAGGACAGAGGAAAGCAUUGGUGGGACAAGUUCAGGUCUUUCAAAGGCGACACCAGAAGCGAAGAGUUCUACUCUCUUCCCUUCAACCUUAACAAGUAUUUCCCAUCCGUCUGAAGGCAGCAAAGAUCUGAGCUUGUUUCAGGAGAAGAAGAUGGAACCUCGAAAUUUCACCGUUACUGUUUAGUGUUCUAAGUGAUGUAGUUUUCUUACAAAGAGUGAUUCCGACAACAUUUAUUUACUUUGCCUUUUGUAAAUCUAAGAGAAAACAACACUAUUGUCACUUGAGUAGCUACGAAGCAGAUCCCACUUUGCUUUCUUG